This is a messenger RNA of Myripristis murdjan (pinecone soldierfish), 5574 nucleotides long. RefSeq names its product ankyrin repeat and sterile alpha motif domain containing 1Aa (gene anks1aa). Gene Ontology annotation, molecular function: ephrin receptor binding. The coding region runs from base 379 to 3930 and encodes 1183 amino acids. NCBI's taxonomy places the organism in Eukaryota, Metazoa, Chordata, Actinopteri, Holocentriformes, Holocentridae. The transcript has 28 exons. Gene Ontology annotation, cellular component: cytosol. Gene Ontology annotation, biological process: ephrin receptor signaling pathway. The record is from RefSeq and is a predicted model, not a curated record.
UUGCAUUUGUACCUAGUGUCUCGGAUUGGAAAUGCAGACAGGGUAGUUUCGAGGAAGUGACGGACGACGCUCACAGGAAUGGUCAGAGGAAGUUUGCCUAGUGCUGGUGCUGAACGAAACUUUUCCCCUUGAGCGCCAGCACUGUGGAUCGGGGAAUCCUGGGGAAUAGCGCAGCUGCUGGACGGACGGAUCCAGCGGCGAAGGAAGGGGACCCUUUUGUUUCCUUGCCACAUUGCGAGUGGGGAGUCCGCCUCAACAUUGGAAGAAGGGGAUCGCGAAGGAAUUUCGCUCCCGUGUCCAAACCCCCCUCUCCUUUUCCCCGCUCCUCCGAUCCCCCCUGUCUUUUUCUUUUCUUUUCUUUUAUUUCUCGGAUCCGUCAUGGGGAAAGAGCAAGAACUCCUUGAGGCGGCGCGCACGGGGAAUCUGGCCGCCGUGGAGAAGCUUUUAUCUGGGAAGCGACAAUCUGCGGGAACCGGUAGUGGAUCUUCUGGGACAGGGGGAAGUGGCAACAGCGGCGGCCACGGUGCCUCCUCUCACCCGCUCUCCAGUCUGCUCAGCAUCUGGAGAGGUCCCAAUGUGAAUUGUGUGGACAGCACUGGAUACACCCCCCUCCACCAUGCUGCCCUGAAUGGACACAGUGAGGUGGUGGAGCUGCUGCUACGUAACGAGGCCUUGACCAACAUCGCUGACAACAAGGGCUGCUACCCCCUCCACCUGGCGGCAUGGAAGGGAGACCAACGCAUCGUCAAACUGCUCAUUCACCAAGGACCGUCACACCCCAAACUCAACGAGCAGAGCUCUGUAGACCAUAAAGAGUUCAAACGCUGUGGGCCCUUUGACCCCUAUAUUAAUGCCAAGAACAAUGACAACGAGACGCCACUGCACUGUGCUGCCCAGUAUGGCCACUCCGAGGUGGUGCGGCUGUUGCUGGAGGAGCUGACUGACCCCACCAUGAGGAACAACAAGUUUGAGACGCCGCUGGACCUGGCUGCGCUCUACGGGCGCCUGGAGGUGGUCAAGCUUCUGCUCACCGCCCACCCCAACCUGCUCAGCUGUAACACCAAGAAACACACACCGCUGCACUUGGCCUCGCGUAACGGUCACCUGUGUGUGGUGGAGGUGCUGCUGGACGCUGGAAUGGACAUCAACUAUGAGACGGAGAAAGGCAGUGCACUCCACGAAGCAGCUCUGUUUGGGAAGACCGACGUGGUACAGAAACUUCUCAGUGCAGGUGUUGAUGUGAACAUGGUUGACUACAAGGGCCUGACAGCGCUGGACACUGUGAAGGACAUGCCGUCCCAGAAGAGCAGGGAGAUCGCUGCUCUCAUCCAAGGUCACAUGACUGGAAAACCACCCGAUAUAGACCUUCCCCCUCCACCGAUCCCUCCUCCUCAGGAGAGUCCCAGCCCACGGAAAAAAGGUGAUCUGGAGAGGGUGAGUGAGCUGAUCUCUGGGCUGGCCCCAGGACCUGAAGAGGAAAGCCCGUAUGAGGCUCUGUUUGAAGCCACCUCUUGCCACUCUCUGGACAGCCUGACCAGUGGAAAAUCCUCAGACAGGGACUCUGGGCGACCAGAUAGUGAAGCUGGCAAGAAAGAGCGCCUGGUUCACCCGUCACAUCCUGGCCCUGGCCAUGAAGAAGAGGUGAGCUCAGAGGCCCUAUAUACUAAUAGCAGUAUUGAUGAGAGAGGGGAGCCGGCGGAGGAGGAGGAGGAUCACACAUAUGAGUUGCUGCUGACUGCACAGACCAAAGUCCCCCCGCCCAGCCACGACUCCCAAUCCCAUAAAGAUGAGAACACCACAGUCCAGUCUUCCAACAGUGUCCUACCUCAGCGUAAGCCCACUGCCCCGAAUGACCUCAGACCACCAGGCAGGACGAAAGACACUCUACAGCCCCCUGGACCUGGAUGGGCGGGCCCACAGGGAGCAGGAGAAAACUCACAGCUCAGCCAGGACUUGGGCGCAGGUGUCCCAGAGCAGUUCACCGGCCUGCUACACGGAUCCUCCCCUGUCUUCGACUGUCGCGAGGAACCCUUCAGGCUACCAGGGGUGCUGCCGGCCAGCUGGGGCCAUCCUGAGUCGAAAGGAGCAACCAAAGUAAAAGAAGCAGCAGCAGCAGCAGCAGCACCACCACCACCCAGCCGUCCCAAAAUGGCCACUAUCCUGACAGACUGUGACCCCAAAGCAAUUUAUGCGACUGUGAGCAAGGAGCCAAGGGAGCCAAGGGAGCCAAGGGACCCCGGGGCUGGAGCAGCGUCUGCUGGUAGGAUGCGCCCCCCCGGGGACCUGAAGCUGGCACGCAGCCUCUCCAAGUCGGACUCUGACCUGCUCGUGUCGCCGCCUAGCGAGGAGGAAGGAGGUUUGGGCAGCCGCAGCGAGUCUGUUUCUAACUGUAGCACUGGCAAGAAGAGGCUUGAGAAGUCUCCCUCUUUCACCUCAGAAUGGGAUGAGCAGACAUCGACGACUCCUCCCACCACAAAAUCCCGAAGGGCUAAUUCCUUUGACAGCAUCGAGAAGAUCAUGACACUGAUUGGUGCUGGCAUCGAUUUUUCCAGAGAUCAGCAGUAUGCAACACCAGGUGCUGCAGGCCGGCUGCUGGACCAGCCCGUUGGAGACUGGCUGGAGCAUGUGGGGCUGCCGCAGUACGAGAGCAAGCUGCUGCUCAACGGCUUUGACGACCUGCACUACAUGGGUAGCAAUGUGAUGGAGGACCAGGACCUGAGAGAGAUCGGGAUCACAGACCCAAGCCACAGAAGGAAGAUCCUGCAUGCAGCACGUUCCUUACCAAAGGUGAAAGCCCUAGGCUGUGAUGGAAGCAACUCCCUGUCCUCCUGGCUGGACAUCCUGGGCCUGCAGGAGUACCUGCACAACUUCCUGGCCAGCGGCUACCGCACUCUGGACUGUGUCAAGAACCUGUGGGAACUGGAGAUUGUCAAUGUGCUAAAGAUCACCCUGCUUGGACACAGGAAACGCAUCAUUGCCUCUUUAGCAGAGAGGCCCUAUGAGGAACCUCCUGUCAAGCCUCCUCGCUUGUCCCAGAUCAGGUGCCAAGACCUGCCUGGAUCCCAGACUUCCUCCCCCCUCAGUCAUAUGGAGUCCUACACGGGACGCUCCAUGGACCCUCUGCUGCCGCUGGGAGAGCCGGGGAAGAAGAAGGUGCCGGAUACCGACUAUGACAUUACCCAAAGAGUCCACAGUGAACGACACAGAUCUCAUGAACGGUAUGAAGAACGACAUAGAGAGCCUCGUCUGACCCUGCGGCCGCCCAGCCUGGCAGCACCGUACGCCCCCGUCCAGAACUGGCAUCACCAACCUGAGAAACUCAUCUUUGAAUCUUGCGGCUAUGAGGCCAACUACCUUGGCUCGAUGCUUAUCAAGGAUCUACGGGGCACUGAGUCCACCCAAGAUGCCUGUGCCAAAAUGAGGAGGUCGACAGAGCAGAUGAGAAAAGUCCCGACCAUCGUCCUCUCCAUCACCUACAAGGGUGUGAAGUUCAUUGAUGCGGCCAAUAAGAACAUCAUUGCAGAACAUGAGAUCCGUAACAUCUCGUGUGCAGCCCAGGACCCAGAGGAUUUGUGUACAUUUGCAUACAUCACCAAGGAUCUGCAGACUAGCCACCACUACUGCCACGUGUUCAGCACAGUAGACGUGAACCUGACCUAUGAGAUUAUAUUGACACUGGGGCAGGCCUUUGAAGUGGCCUAUCAGCUGGCUCUCCAGGCCCAGAGGACCAAACAGCACCAGAACCUCCCAGUGGGACCCGGUUCAGAAGUCAUUGAGACCAAGGCUAGCCGACCCGUACCCAAACCACGGGGCAGCGUACGGAAGUCAGCGGGAGACCCUGUGGAGCAGGAGGGCGACUCUCAGUCACAGGGCAGCGCCACAUGGCUCGUGGAUCCCAAGGACUCCAAGCGCACUAUUAGCACUAACUGAACACUGUGGCCACUCCCAGCCAGUAUGAAUGGACAGGGAUGACCCCGUGUUGCAUGGUGGGUAGGAUCAAAUGUUUUGUUGGAAGAGCAGCCCACUUUCCAUGCGGCAGAUUACAUCACCACUUAGGUUGUGCUCGCAGCACACCGCAGUAUAGACCAGGAGGGCACGGGCCUGGAGACAGACAGACAGACUUGGGGCCUCUACCUCUCCUGCAUCACUUCUGGCAUCGACUUCUUCAUCAGUCCACACACACCUUCCAUUCAGCGUCGUCUCCAUCAGAAAAACAUCAUCACGGAUGCUCCAUGCAGAUGUUGUGCUUUUGGUAGAUUUACAAACGAGUCCAGUGUGUGCGUGUGUUAUGCUACUGUGUAUCCAUUCCACGAGAAAUUAAUUGUUGCCUCUCAACAGCUAUUAGUCAGACAGGCCUUUCCCAUCCCUAUUUCCUCAUUGAGGGCUAUGCUAACUAAUGUUUACUCUUUCAGGAAAUUGACCUGCAGUUCUCAAAGCAGAGUCAGUAGUUAAUGGGAAAGUCACAGAGAUAAUGGGACUUUGGGUUUGUUUUCCUGGUAUGAGACACUCACAAGGGUACGAUUGGGCAGGAAACAAAGAACACAGUGUGAGACAGAGAGCUCAUGCUGCGGGUACUGUCCCUGCCGGCUUAAUUGUCCAGCGUCCAAACACCUCUUCAUCACCAUCGUCUUCUCACCCACAACAUUAAAACUGUGAUAAUCAAUAUAAUCUUGCAUGGGAGGGAUUCUCUAAUCAGAUUCAAAGGACUGAAGGCGGAGGAACUGACACUACUACUGUUUUUUUUAAUAUAACAGGGGGAUGGCUUUUAUUUUAUUUGAAAGAUGAUUUUUUUCGUAUGUUUUUAAUUGUUUUAUAGGACAGUGAUGUGUCCUAAAUGCUGUAACUGGAUCAAAUGUGUUAAAGUUCUCUUUUUUUCCCCAGCUCCUUUGUUCAGUUAAUCUUGGCCAAUUUAUUUGCCAAACCUGCCAUGCAGGCUGGUCAUUAUUUAGAUUAUAGGAGACAGCAUGUUUCUCCUGUCUAACUCCCAGUUUGUUGACUGUUAUCGGUACUCUGUAGUCAGCUGAUGUGUGUAUGGGUACAUAGUCAGGUCAUUAUGACUAAACUAUUGUUUAUGUGGUACGUUGUCAGGCCAGUACGGUAACUCUAUGGUACACUGUCUUCAGCUAGUUGGUGUCGGCACCUUCAACCAUCAGCCUGGUCCCAUUCAGCUUUUGCACAUUGCCAAGGAUCAGGAGAGGUAUUUCGGGACUAAUCUGGUGAUAAAGAUAAUGACUAUGAUCAGAAUGAUAUUGUAUAUGAAUCUAGCGGUCUGUAUUUUGAUACUUGAAUGAUUUUGCUUUUAUAGAUAUCUAUAUAUAUGUAUAUGUAUGUAUGUACGUAUGUAAUUUUUUUUGACACAUUUGUCAAAAGAGAGAAAAGGACUAUGUCUUAUAAAGUUAAACAUAUCAUGAAUAAAUACCCUGUGAUUGAAAAAAAAAAGAGAGAGACUGAGAAAACAAUGGCUCAGAAGAGGGACCUCACUUCAGAAAAAAAGAUUGUAAAUAAUCUUGGGCUUCCAGUCUUUUUUAUGAUUAUUAUUUUUCAUAAUUGUACAACUAAUAAAUGGCGCAAAUC